Frankliniella occidentalis (western flower thrips) is the source of this 2527-nucleotide messenger RNA. Its product is annotated as gastrula zinc finger protein XlCGF57.1-like. The annotation marks the transcript as partial. Gene Ontology annotation, biological process: regulation of transcription by RNA polymerase II. NCBI's taxonomy places the organism in Eukaryota, Metazoa, Arthropoda, Insecta, Thysanoptera, Thripidae. Gene Ontology annotation, molecular function: DNA-binding transcription factor activity, RNA polymerase II-specific; RNA polymerase II cis-regulatory region sequence-specific DNA binding. The record is from RefSeq and is a predicted model, not a curated record. The transcript has a single exon.
UGCAACAAGAAAUUUACGCAAAGUGGACAUCUCCGCACUCAUCUCGUAACACACACAGGAGAAAAGACGUUUGUCUGUACGGUGUGCAACAAGAAAUUUACGCAAAGUGGACAUCUCCGCACUCAUCUCCUAACACACACAGGAGAGAAGACGUUUGUCUGUACGGUGUGCAGCAAGAAAUUCACGAGAAGUGAUGAACUCCGCACACAUUUGCGCACGCACACUGGGGAGAAGCCGUUCGUGUGUUCAAUGUGUAGCAAGAAAUUUUCGACAAAUUGCAGUCUCCGCACACAUCUCCGAACCCACACAGGAGAAAAGCCUUUUGAGUGUACUCUGUGCAACAAGAAAUUUACGCAAAGUGGACAUCUCCGUACUCAUCUCCUAACACACACAGGAGAGAAGACGUUUGUCUGUACGGUGUGCAACAAGAAAUUCACGAGAAGUGAUGAACUCCGCACACAUUUGCGCACGCACACUGGCGAGAAGCCGUUCGCGUGUUCAAUGUGUAGCAAGAAAUUUUCGACAAAUAGCAGUCUCCGCACACAUCUCCGAACCCACACAGGAGAAAAGCCUUUUAAGUGCACUGUGUGCAGCAAGAAAUUUUUGCAAAUUGGAGGACUCCACACACAUCUCCGAUAUCACACAGGAGAAAAACCCUAUGAGUGUACUGUGUGCAAUAAGAAAUUUACGCAAAGUAGAUAUUUAAGCACACAUCUCCUAACACACACAGGAGAAAAGCCUUUUGAGUGUACUGUGUGCAAUAAGAAAUUUACACAAGGUCACCAUCUCCGCACACAUCUCUGCUUUCACACAGGAGAAAAAGCCGUUUGCCUGUACGGUGUGCAACAAGAAAUUCACGGAAAGAGUUAGUCUCCGUACACAUUUGCGAACUCACACAGGUGAAAAGCCAUUUGAGUGUACUGUGUGCAACAAUUUUUUUUCUCAAAGUUCAGGACUCCACGUACAUCUCCGAACCCACACAGGAGAAAAGCCGUUUGCCUGUACGGUGUGCAACAAGAACUUUGCGGGAAGUAGAGAGCUCCGCACACAUCUCCGAACCCACACAGGGGAAAAGCCCGUUGGCUGUACGGUGUGCAACAGGAACUUUGCGGAAACUGGACAUCUCUGCGCACACCUCCGAACGCACACUGGGGAGUAGCCGUUCCCGUGUUCAGUGUGCAACAAGAAAUUUGCGCGGAGCGGAAGCCCCCGCAGACAUCUCCGAACCCACACAGGAGAAUGAGGCUUUUUAGUGGACUGUGUGCAACAAGAAAUUUGCGAGAGCUGAUGAACUCUACCGUCAUCUCGUAACACCUCAGGAGAAAAUCCCUCAUGAGUGCACUGUGUGUAGCAAGAAAAUGUCGCAAAAUGGACUUCUUCGCAAACAUUUCGCCGUGGCCACACUGGACAAAAGCCUUUUGCCUUUUAAGGUUCCUGCAUGCAUGUGCACACAUGUGUGCAACUUGAUAGUUUCGCAUCGUGAAGCAAGUUAUAAAACAGAUUUUGCUCUUCAAGUUAGAACAAAUGUUUUAUGGAAUUAAAGAAUAAAUAUUUAAUGAAAAUUAAGAGCAUGUUUUCGAAAUUAAGUACAAGUUAUGCCUCUCUUUUCCAGCCUAACGCAUAAAUCUGGAAAGUAUUUAGUUUUUUUUCCUUGCGGACAGUGGGCAGUCUAAAUUCGAUAUUGUUCACGUUCACCCAAUAGCAUAUUAAAAGCAAACAUUUAAUUUUACAGUGGUCAAAAGACGUAUGAAUUUUAAAUUGAUCCGCACCUAGGCAGAAAUGACAUGUCGGAACGCCGUCUUUACGUCGUCGUUGGUCGAACCAGAGGGCCAAAAAUACGUCGAAACGAUACAUUUUUCAACGAGUCGAUGUCGAUUCGACACCAAGGAUCAAUACGACGUUUCUGACUGGAAAUGCUUGUACGUGUAGAAACUAAAAAUAAUAUUGUGGUUCAAUCUGUUUGAAGUCAAUGAACUGAUGUAUCAUCCGAAUUAAAAUGUUACCUCAUGUUUAUAAAGUUUGACCGUUUUAAUAAAUGUAUCAGUUGAAACAUAAACGUUUGUUAUUACCAGUGCAGUGUCAGACUCGGAACGUGUCGGAUUAGCUAAACAAUGAGUGCGCCGCUACCGCCGGCCGGGAGCAGUCUCCCCUCCUAGCCGCGCUGGAGAAAGCAUUAUUAUGUACAGCCACGGUCAAUUAGUCGGCUAUGAUCCGCAUGUAUACGACCAAUUGAGGCGGGGUAAGGGGCAUUGUGUGUCCUGGUGCUACUGCUGCAAGAGGUGCUGCUGCUGGUGCUGCUGCUGCGGGUUCAGCUUCUGCUAGUGCGGCUAGUGCUGCUGCUGCUGCUGCUGCUGCUGCUGCUGCUACAGGAGGAGGAGGUGCUACAGCUGGACAUGACCUGCCGCCUGCCGCCCGCCACGCGCCGCCACGAUGGUCUCCGCGGCCCCGCGGGGGGCGCGGCGUGCGGGGUAACGGGGCCCCUGCCGGGGCCUGACUGUCGAUGACCUGGGAGGUGCUCGCCCGCGGU